This is a messenger RNA of Caenorhabditis briggsae, 885 nucleotides long. The transcript has 3 exons. NCBI's taxonomy places the organism in Eukaryota, Metazoa, Nematoda, Chromadorea, Rhabditida, Rhabditidae. The record is from RefSeq and is a predicted model, not a curated record. The coding region runs from base 1 to 885 and encodes 294 amino acids. Gene Ontology annotation, biological process: regulation of transcription by RNA polymerase II. Gene Ontology annotation, molecular function: RNA polymerase II cis-regulatory region sequence-specific DNA binding; transcription coregulator activity. Gene Ontology annotation, cellular component: core mediator complex; mediator complex.
AUGGAUUUCCCAUUCCAAGCUCCCAUUCCACCUCUCACAGCCAACUAUCAAAGUGAGCCGGAAAAAAUUGGACAGGCGACAGAUAUGAUGAUCAAAAGAGUGACGGACGCCAAGAAAAUGAUUGAGGAGCUUCUGCAGAUGUUAGAUUUACAAGAGAAGUGCCCGUGGCCUGAUAUGCUCGAGAAGUUCUCAUCAUUAGCAUCGGCAAUGGCAAGUCUGCAGACGUCGGUACGGAAAAGCGGCUUGCCACACGGUCACGAAGAUCAUGGACAAUUCCUGCGAUCUCAUGUUCUAGUGCCGCAAAGAUUGCAAUACGAACCAGAUGAAGCUCUUCUGAGAGUAACCCAAGGUCGGGUCUUUUCAUGGAACCAUGAGUUGGUGCCAGAAUAUUUGAGAACGAAGCCAAAUCCAGAGAUGGAAAAUGAAGAACAGAUGCUGGACAUGGAACGAAGUGCAAAGGCUCCUGAUCUCGUUGUGAAACAGAUAGCUGCAUACAACAAAAAUAUCGAAGGACUCUUGGGCAGUUUAUCAAAUAUCGACAGGCUGCACAGUGAGGCCAUUAUCGAAAAGCCAACACACAGCCGUGAGGAAACAAUGAAAUUAGUCAAAUCCAUCUUAUUAGGAGAAGCAAUCCGAACUUUGCGAACUGCUGGCGCUCCUCCAACGUCCACGCCUAUGCCAGCUGCACCCGGCUCAGCUGGUCCUUCUCAAUCAGGAUCACAAGUGAUGAACCAGGCUCCAGGAAUGCAAGACUAUCAGAACCCACAGCUGCGUCAGCAGCUCAUGGGACAGCCACCACAAAUGGGAUAUGGAAACGCGUAUCCACCACAGUAUCCUCAAAUGCAUCCUCAACAAAUGGGUGAGCUUUCUGGUAAUUCAUUCUAG